Molecule: messenger RNA, 372 nt
Organism: Loa loa (African eye worm)
Lineage: Eukaryota; Metazoa; Nematoda; Chromadorea; Rhabditida; Onchocercidae
Exons: 2
Source: RefSeq, a predicted model, not a curated record
AUGUCUUAUAACAAAAAAGGUAAGAAAGGUAAGCAAGGACGAAAAAGCAGAUUGAGAGAUAUCAAUGAUGAGAUUAUGGCACAACUAUCCAUUGAGGAAACCGGAACUGAACAAAUGUCCAGUAAUUCCAGCGAAAGUUCAAUCGUAUCAUUUCAUUCAUCAACAGAAUUAGGAACCAAAACAGCUACAUUUAUUUUAGAAGAAAUGAUUAUCAAUUCAAACUCUUCUCAAUCCAAAAAAAAACUAACACAAUCAUCUCACGAUGAUAAAUCUGCUAGUAAAAGUUCUUCAAGCUCAACUUACAGUACUACUAUUACUAAUACCGCUAAAAAUUACAGUGAUGAUAAUGCUUCGGGAAAAUGUGACACAAAG